Uncinocarpus reesii 1704 is the source of this 1761-nucleotide messenger RNA. RefSeq lists its product as uncharacterized. The record is from RefSeq and is a predicted model, not a curated record. Lineage: Eukaryota; Fungi; Ascomycota; Eurotiomycetes; Onygenales; Onygenaceae. The coding region runs from base 1 to 1761 and encodes 586 amino acids. The transcript has 2 exons.
AUGAGCACUGCAAUGAGGGAGAACAGGGAGCCGUCUGAGCCCUCAGGUUCCGAAUAUGGGUCAUCCCCCUUUAGCCAAGCUUCGAACGGAGGAAAGGCUGCGUAUUCUGGCUUUACUACUCCUGAAUCUAUCGGGAACGUUGCCUAUCGGACUCAAGCUACUGAAGAUGUAGCCGAGAAGAACUUGACUCUGAUGAGUAAGGACCCGUUCGCCUCUUACGACGGCCUCCCCGACAAGUUUCAUACCUGCCACCACCCGUACCAUUCAUCGUACACUGAAGAUAAUCUUCCUCUCCUCCUUUUCAGGUUGGAGCCGCCAAAUGGAAACAAUUCGGAGUAUAUUGGAAAUUUGGUGGAAAACGGCAUGGUCGUCCUCGAUUAUCAAGGGAAUCCAGUGCGAAACUUUCCGUUUUUGCCACGAUAUAUCUCUGUUAAGCCUUCUGGAUGGCUCAUCGAAUUUUGGAUGCGAUCAGACACUCGUCUCACCUACCGAGACAUCAAAGCUAGGAUGCCGGUCGCCAAAGAAGAGCUUCCUUCGGACAACGUCCUUAAUAUGAGACGUGAACGUGACGCUCGUAAGCCUCUUGGUUUGUCGUGCUGGACUGCUCGUCGUGGUGGUGUUACCAAGGCUGAAGUUGAACGUGUUGAACAAUUAUCUGCUGAGAACAUUAUGCACAACACGGCCUUGAAAGUUCGUUGCGACCUCCAGCCUGCCGUCCUGGAGUCAAGAUCCUUCUAUCCAAACUCAACACCGCAACACUAUCCGUUGGAUACCUUUUUGGAUAACGGCAAUGAGUCUCAUACCCCGGGACGUCGUCUCAAUGAGAGCAUCGAGCUGUUAUUCAAGCUGCAAGUCUUAGCAAUGGAUUCCGGUUUAGACGAUUGGAGAAACUUACCAGAAAGCCAACUGCCCGAAUGGUGGGCUAAAUCCAAAAGCAAGGGGAAUUCCGAAGUCGGCAAUGCUAGCCAGAGCCAAGAAUCAUCAGUGAUCGGAUCGGUUCUCUCCACCCCCAAAUCAGCACCCCGGUCACGAAUGAGCUGGAAGACUCCUCAGAAGACUGGGCUCUCGACUGCCUCCAGCGCCCAAACCCCGCAAGGUUUGGUGACGCCUCAAAGUGUUUUUGGGGAUACUGCUACCACGUUAGCUUUAUUUACUGAUUCCAAUGCGAUUGAAGACUCAAGCAAUACGUACCACUAUAGCUCCCCAGGGUAUGAUAUGGCCACAGGCGAUGAAAUGACCGCCUAUUCGUCGCCAUUCAAUGACUAUCAGUCACUUCCAGCUCUGGGAUAUCAUCAGCUGCAGACCUCUCCAAGCAGCGGAAUGGAUACCCAAGGCGUUGACAUGAACGCGAUGCACAACGCCUUUUUAUUUGCUUCCAAUACUUUUCAGCAACAAGAUGUCUUCUCUUCCGCCGCCUCUCAAGGCACAAUGAUCGACUACUCCUUGUUCGAUCAUCCGUUUCUGUUCGACUGCCCCAUCCAGAACCACCAAGUCGAUUACACCCAACACUUCGGCAAUGUCGCAAUGGAGGGCUUCCAUAACCACACUUCGGCAUAUAGUUCUGACUACAGCCCCUCAGCGCAUCGCUUCAACGGCAAUAUGGGAUUCUCGGUCCGCCAGCACCAUGACCACAAGCUGAACAUGAACACUGGCGAGGUCAUGGGCCGCAACAACCCGUUCCCUUGGACGGGAAGGCACAGAAGAAAUUCGUCCUCCCAGCGCUCUUUUGAAAAUUUCCUUAUGGAGGAUCUUCCGUUUUGA